AUGGCACUUGAAGAUGUGGUGUUUCAACGAGAUUUGUUUAAUUAUGGUAACGAAGAUAUGUACAAUUUUCUAGGAGGGGAUUGGAGCUACGAAUGUGGUGUAAUGGAAAAAGAAGAGACAGAAAAUAAUCGCUAUGCAAAUUGGAACAUUUCAUCUCCUUCAAUGGUGCCACAUUUGGAGCAAUGGGGUCCUAAUUCUUCCCUAGGACCCGACAUAGAAAAUACAAUAUAUCCUGAAGAUUUCCAAGAGUUGGAUACCUCAACAACAAUGUCAGAUCGACCCCGGAGACGACGUUCGAAAAGCAAAAAGAAACAGGAAGAUAUUGAAAACCAGAGAAUGACCCACAUUGCCGUUGAGCGCAAUCGCCGGAAACUAAUGAACGAGUACCUCUCCGAGCUCCGAACACUAAUGCCAGACUCUUAUGUCCUCAAGAGCGAUCAAGCAUCAAUCAUUGGUGGUGCCAUUAAUUAUGUCAAAGAGCUUGAGCAACAGCUACAAUUCCUUGGUGGACACAAACAUAUAAACCAAAAGACUGACGCUGGCUCAUCUUCACCUUUUGCUGAAUUCUUCAACUUCCCACAGUACUCCACAAGUUUGACUAAUACAGCGAGUGAUGAAAACCACUCAUCCAUAGCAGACAUAGAAGUGACAAUGGUGGAGAACCAUGCCAGCCUUAAGAUAAGCACGAAAAGGCGGCCAAAACAGCUGCUGAAAAUGGUGUCUAGUUUACAAAGCCUUAGGCUAACAAUCCUCCACCUCAAUGUCACAACAGUUGAUCAAAUUGUCAUUUAUUCUUUAAAUGUCAAGGUAGAAGAUGACUGCAAGCUGACUUCAGUUGAUAAAAUAUCCACCGCUGCGUAUCAGACGCUCAAUAAGAUUCGGGAAGAGUUGAUCUUUGUUUAA
Messenger RNA from Ilex paraguariensis (yerba mate), 903 nucleotides. The record is from the annotation of a GenBank genome assembly. NCBI's taxonomy places the organism in Eukaryota, Viridiplantae, Streptophyta, Magnoliopsida, Aquifoliales, Aquifoliaceae.